Anthonomus grandis grandis is the source of this 1863-nucleotide messenger RNA. Its product is annotated as NAD kinase-like. Gene Ontology annotation, molecular function: NAD+ kinase activity. Gene Ontology annotation, biological process: NADP+ biosynthetic process; NAD+ metabolic process. The record is from RefSeq and is a predicted model, not a curated record. Lineage: Eukaryota; Metazoa; Arthropoda; Insecta; Coleoptera; Curculionidae. The transcript is spliced from 8 exons. Bases 157 to 1560 code for a protein of 467 amino acids.
CAUAUGCAAACUAACCUAUUCUUUACAACUAUUAUUUAUAUAAACAAAAAAAAUCUUCAAUUGAGAAAAAGAUAAAGAAGAUGGUUGCAUGCCUUGAAUCAACAUUGGCAAUCUUAUUAUUCAUGUAAUUAGCGAUUUCAGAUAAAAAUUUAAGGCAUGUCGUUGUUAUGGGUCGGCUCGGACGUGGAUUUGCCAACAUUACACAAAUGUAGGUCAGCUGAAAAACUAGAAUUUCGAUUGUCCUGCUCAAACAGAAACAAUACAACAGGUUACGACUUCAAAGACACGCAUUUAGAUGAUGUUUUUCAUGGAUUAAACGAGCAAGAUAAUGACAAGAAACAAAAAAGGUCCGGCACCUGGCCGCGGACAAGAUCAUUAAAUGCCCCAUCUCCAGUUCCCCACUUUGGACCAUGUGGCCGUAUUAUGAAAAACUCUGCUAUGGUUAUGACUAUACAGGAUCCGGCUAGCCAAAGAUUAACUUGGUACAAACCUCCAUUGACCGUCUUAGUCAUCAAAAAAGUCAGAGAUGCCUCGGUUUAUUCGCCAUUUAUUACGUUGAUUCGAUGGCUGAUAGAGGAAAAACGAAUGGUGGUGUUUGUGGAAUCUGCUGUAAUGGAUGACCCUCACUUGAACGAGUUUCAGUGCUUUCCUUUGCUGAAAGAUCGUUUGAUGACUUUCAGAUUAGGCAAGGAUGAUCUUACAGACAAAAUAGAUUUUAUUGUCUGUCUGGGUGGGGAUGGGACAUUACUUUAUGCCAGUCAACUUUUCCAACAGUCGGUACCACCGGUGAUGGCAUUCCAUUUAGGCUCUCUAGGAUUUCUUACCCCUUUUAGAUUUGAUAAUUUUCAACAACAAGUCAACAAUGUGCUGGAAGGUAAUGCGGCUUUGACAUUACGCAGCAGAUUGCGUUGUGUUUUAAUAAAAAAAUGUGAUAAGGCAGAUGGUAAUGCAAAUGUAGCGGAACCUGAAGGUGUAGUGAAAGCACCAAAACCUGCUAGUUUUUUGGUACUUAAUGAAGUCGUGGUUGAUAGAGGUCCUAGUCCGUACCUGUCUAAUAUUGAUCUAUUUUUGGACGGGAAACAUAUUACCUCUGUGCAAGGUGAUGGACUAAUUGUUAGCACUCCUACUGGUAGUACCGCCUAUGCGGUUGCCGCCGGCGCAUCAAUGAUCCACCCAAGCGUACCAGCUAUAAUGAUAACCCCAAUUUGUCCACAUUCCUUAAGUUUUAGACCUAUCGUAGUACCUGCCGGAGUAGAAUUGAAAAUAUCCGUAUCACCUGAAAGUCGAAACACCUCCUGGGUGAGUUUCGAUGGUAGAAACCGACAAGAAUUAGUUCACGGAGACAGUUUAAAAGUGACAACAUCGAUCUAUCCGGUGCCCAGCAUAUGCGCACAAGAUCAAAUUAGCGACUGGUUCGAUUCUUUGGGGGAGUGCCUUCACUGGAACGUGAGAAAGAAGCAAAAACAUUUGGAUGAAUUAGAGGAUUUAACUCAUUCCAGUUCAAUCGAUACGUUGACUGAUUCAUCGAUAGAGAAAGAAAUCUUAAAUAAUGCGACUUAAGCAAUCUUUUUCACUUAAACUAGUCAAGGUUGUCAUUCGGCUCACAUUUGACAAUAUAAUUAUAAUAAAUUCGUGAGGCAAAACAAUUUAUUUGGCAUUUAAUAACAUAAUGUGCAAUUUACAGUUGUUUUUUUUUAAUUGUUGUUUCACCGAUAAAUAUUUUUUAACACGUUUUUAACACGGUCUUGUCGGUAUUGAUUGUUCUCUUUAUAUUUGUUUUAUAUUUAAAUUGUUUGGUGCAGCCGUGUUUUUAUAGUUUAUUUGAAAAUAUACAAAUCAAAAAAUAAAUUUAUAUUUUUUCAA